Molecule: messenger RNA, 4459 nt
Organism: Siniperca chuatsi (mandarin fish)
Lineage: Eukaryota; Metazoa; Chordata; Actinopteri; Centrarchiformes; Sinipercidae
Gene: pou6f1
Product: POU class 6 homeobox 1
Exons: 12
Coding region: 564-2366 (600 amino acids)
Biological process (GO): regulation of transcription by RNA polymerase II
Molecular function (GO): RNA polymerase II cis-regulatory region sequence-specific DNA binding; DNA-binding transcription factor activity, RNA polymerase II-specific
Source: RefSeq, a predicted model, not a curated record
GAACCAUGGCACCUCUCAAGUCGAGGCAGACAUUUUUCAAUGCAAGAUUUUUUCUUGCAUAAAUUAUGUUCAUGACGUAGUGCAAAAGGCCAAUUUUGUGGCAAUUUUGUCCGACUUUACAGCUCAAAUAGGUUUUUGUGAGACACCUCAAGGAUUUUUGAUUAUCUGAACUGUUGCAGAAAGGGCAUCGUCAUUAAAUAUUAAGAGAGAGGAGAUCCUAACAUUGCAACCCUCCUUAUCAAUGCAAAUACCUCUUUUGUGUGCAGUCACAGCGCCUGUCUGGGAGCUGAGAUGAAUUUUUAAUUAUGUGUGACUGAAACAAACUGUGACAAGGACCUUUAUAAGAGCGGGGGAUUACAGAAAAUAAGCUGCAUUUACGCGAAUGCCAGGAAGACAGAGACUGUGGUGGUGCAGUGAGCCAUGAACUCUCAGGAUCUCCCUGCCAAAGAUGCCCCACUUACUGUCAAUGAGCAGCCAUUCACUGUCUGACUGCAGAAGUCUUUUUUCAGCCAUUUAAAUCCUGCACUUUGAAAUUCCCUGCCAAAGACAACAAGGUCAUUGUAAUGUCUGGCCAUGAGACUAUUCGUGUGCUAGAGGUAGAAGUCGAUGCGUCUCUGCCAUCAUCAGUACCUGAUGGGAAGAGUGAAGGCAAAGCUGAGGAGGGAGCGGCUCGGCCUGCAGAGCAACCUGAGGCUGGCAGCACACAGGACGGCCCCACUGUGUCCCACAGCACCGGGGGAGUAGUGCUGGGUGAGCAGCAGGUGGUUUCUGUAGAGGCUCCGGCCCCUGCUGUCCAAACGCUGACUCCUGCUGUUCCCGUCAGUUUGUCCCUGCCGCAGCCCCAGGCCGCCAUGCCCAUCACUGUACAAGGCUGUCCACAGGUGCUGACCCAGGAAAGUUUGGCCACUCUGAUGACUGGUAUGAUGGCCCAGACAGGGUCCCUGGGGCAGCCCCUGCUCAUCCCCCUCAGUAUGGCGGGCUCCAUCAGUGGCCAGGGCGGUCUGGCUGUUCUCACCUUGCCUACCACCAAUGUAGCUACUCUCCCUGGGUUCGCAGCAGCUAAUGCGGCUGGAAACCUCCUCAAACUGCCCUUUGCUGGCCUCCAAGCUGCGACAGUCCUGAACUCGGUCCAGCCCCAACUGCAGACAAAUGCACAGACGAUGUUCCAGCCUCAAGCAGCUUCCAUGCAGCCAGUGCAGGUGACGUCUCAGCCAACACAUGUGACCAAUGCACAGGUUACCGCUGCUCAGGUGGCGGCAGCCCAGGCGACCUCUGCCACCACUACUGUCUCUCAGUCCAACAUAUCUGUAGCAGCACUCCAGACUGCAGGACUCUCCAUCAAUCCUGCCAUUAUCAAUGCUGCUUCAUUGGGAGCUCAGCCCCAGUUCCUCAGUUCCCUCACCUCCACUCCCAUCAUCACCAGUGCCAUGUCCAACAUGGCUGGCAUCACCAGCCAGAUCAUCACAAAUGCCCAGGGACAUGUCAUAGGAACCCUCCCACUGUUGUUGAACCCAGCCUCUCUGGCUGGAGGGGCUGCGACACCCACCCUCCCCCUUCAGGGUCUCCAGGUCCAGACUGUCACCCCACAGCUGCUUCUCAACACCCAGGGCCAGAUCAUUGCCACUGUAGGGAAUGGACCUGCAGCAGUUGCAACUUCUGCUGCAGUUCUGCCCAAAGCUGCAGCUCCUCCAACACUCACCAAACCUAACACACAGGCUUCGGUAACAACUGUCAAUCAGUCACCAGUUGUCAUCGCCCCGCAGCCGUCUGUACUGAAGACCGCCACCAAUCUCUCCUCCACAGUACCCAUCACCUGUGGAGACAUAGCAAAAGUGGGCCAGCUUGUCAGCAAACCCCAGCAGGUAGUCAGCAGCGAGGAAGGCAUUAAUCUGGAGGAAAUUCGAGAGUUUGCCAAGAAUUUCAAGAUCCGUCGGCUGUCCUUGGGGCUUACUCAGACGCAAGUAGGGCAGGCUCUAACUGCAACUGAGGGUCCGGCCUAUAGCCAGUCUGCCAUUUGCAGGUUUGAAAAGCUGGAUAUCACCCCAAAGAGUGCUCAGAAGCUGAAGCCAGUGUUGGAGAAAUGGCUGGCUGAAGCUGAGCACUGGAACCAGAAAGGCCAGCAGAAUCUGAUGGAGUUUGUUGGUGGUGAACCAUCCAAAAAACGCAAGCGGCGUACUAGUUUCACACCGCAGGCAAUAGAAGUUCUUAACUCCUACUUUGAGAAGAAUGCAUUGCCAACAGGCCAAGAGAUUACAGAAAUUGCAAGAGAGCUAAACUAUGACCGAGAGGUUGUGCGAGUAUGGUUCUGCAACCGGCGACAGACGCUAAAAAACACGAGCAAGAUCAAUGUCUUCCAGGUUCAGUAGCGACUUCAUUCUGGGAGGGUUCGCCGCUAAUCUCUUGUCGUUUUGGGAAGUUGAACAUUUAAUACAGCAGCACAGUUCUAGAUUGUGUUGUAAAUACAAGCUAAACUUUAUUAAGGUUGAAAGAAUAUUAACUUUUUGAGAAAAUGAAGGUAAUGACAUAAUUAAUUCAAUUUUAUUCAAGUGUUAUGAAAGAGUACUAAAAAUGAGUUGUUAUUGUAUUUUAAGGCUGUAUAUGUGUACACUACUUCUGUGUGGUGGGUACUCAGUCAAACUGCAUGGUCCUUUUAUCAUAUACAGUGAUAAUGAUACAUUAAUAAUGUCAUAUUUAAAAACAUUUGAUGAACUUUUAUACAAGUGGUUUUAUAAGAUAUCAAUCUGAAUUAUAAUGAGUGGCAGUGCAUUGAGUCACAUUGAUUUUAGUCACAUAAUUGUCACUUUGGCACAAUGGCUGACAUUACGCUGAUAUUUGAAUAACAUGCUUUUGCCACCAUGGAUGUUUGUAAAAUUCUACCUGCUCAUUUAUUUUAUAUUCACACAGUAUUUGUACCGUAUUUGCAACAUAAAUAAGAUUCUGACUGACAUAUGAUUCUGUAGACUAAAAGUAGGCAGUAGCCUAUAACGUUAUUUUCAUCAGAAUUAGUUGUCUAAGGAACGGCAAAAAUGACUUGGCUGUCUAUGGACUCCUGACUCUGCAACCAUUUUUGGGACAAUCAUCAUUUUGAUAUUUCUUGCUGAUAAUCACAAAGAUGAGCUUAAAAUCUGUAAUCAUUUCCUUUUGUUUGACUUUGAUAGUUUUAUUCAGCAGUGUGAAAUGUGUCACACUGUUGGAUGUCCAUAGAGAGGGUAAUUUCUGAUGUUCUGUGGACGACAGGUUCUUAUGGAAAAUAUAGUUAUAGCUUCAGCUAUUGCCUAUGAUGCCACAACUGUAAACUUAUUUUAGUUUUUUUUUUAUAAAGUUUGUUUCAUUUGUGAGUUACUGAUCAUGCAAAUACACAUACUAUAUGUGUGGGUGACACGUGUGUGAAUUCACCACAGUCUGUUUUGUUUUUACACUUUCUGUUUUUGUGCUUACAAUACUCUGAGAGUAUUUUGUGUUUCCUCUUUAUUCACUGUUGUGCUGUUCCCUUAAUGGCUUGACAAUGCUUUUACAUUUUUCAUCUCAAGUCUGGUAAAGUGUAUUUGCAAAAUAGGAGCUUAAUUGGCCUAUUUUGAAGUCAACUUAAAAUAGUCUCACGUUGCCUAGAAACAUUAACGGCAGAUUUUUUUUAGAUACUUUUACUAAACCUAAUAUCAAUGAAAUUGAUUUACUGAGUAAAAAAAAUUGAAUUAACUGUUCAACCAAGAAAGGGGUUUUCAGUCGGAGGGAGUUAGAAAAGUGUUUGCAUGUGCAGUAUGAAGUUAUUUUCUGUAGGAACAAUACUAUGGCGGUUUUCUUUAUCUUUCCCAAUUAUUCAAGAAUUCUUUGCACUUUAGUGACAACAGAGAAAGUAAAAGGGUAAAAAAUGGUUUAUGUACAGUGCAAGUUAUGUAUGUGAGAGAAUUUAAUUUCUGCAUUUUAAUGUUCUUGAACAGUAAGAAGCAUUGCUUUGAAAAAUGUAGCAUUACUGGUAAAAUUGCAAUCAUCAACUUGACACGCAACAUUUAUCAUUAAGAUGAAUGUACUUUUUAUGCAGAUGAAAUGUAAAAUACUUCAGAUUAGACAUAAACUCUAAUAUGCAUUAAUCACAUUCUUUGAAUUUAUUAAUUAUAUGGUACAUUUUAUGGUCAACCUCAUAUUUGCCUUUUGAAUAACAGUAGGACUAUAUUGCAGUGACAUACAGUAUACCUAACCAUAAAAUAAUUAAUAUUGCAAAGGUCUUGCUUUAAUAUGUGUUUUACCUUCAUGUAGAAUAUGGGAAGACACUAUAUGAUAUUGUUUGCUAUACUAAGUUAUCAGUAGAGAAAAGAAGAGCUAAAUUAUGAUUAUAAGAUAUCAACUAUUAGUCAUUUGACUCUGCAAAGCAUAAAAAGUUCAGGUCUUUGCAAGACAAAAUUUGGAUGCUUUUUGUCCUUUUCUGUCAGAUAAAUGAAAUAAACCCUGUCUUUAUUAAUCA